Populus euphratica (Euphrates poplar) is the source of this 1559-nucleotide messenger RNA. RefSeq lists its product as uncharacterized. The record is from RefSeq and is a predicted model, not a curated record. The coding region runs from base 130 to 1239 and encodes 369 amino acids. Gene Ontology annotation, biological process: regulation of DNA-templated transcription. NCBI's taxonomy places the organism in Eukaryota, Viridiplantae, Streptophyta, Magnoliopsida, Malpighiales, Salicaceae. The transcript has 2 exons. Gene Ontology annotation, molecular function: double-stranded DNA binding.
AAAUGUGGCCCAAUGACGGGAAUCCUGGAUUAAGCAAUAGCCAGAUAGCCAUCAAAAAACCCUAACCCUAACAAAAACCUCUCCGCUUCACUGUCUUCACCUUCUUGUCCAAAAUUUGUGCUUCCAAAUAUGGCCAAUGCCUUUAUGGCCAUGAGAAGCCUGCUUUCUCUUGCACAAAAACGUUUCAUCAACACAUCUGUUAUACUUCCCACUGCUUCAUCAUCAUUUACUGCUGAAUAUCUCAUCAAGACAUGCGGGCUUCCUUUACAACCAGGCCUUUCAGUUAAGCUCCUAAACGAUGAAAAUAACCUCCAAAACUCGCAAGCUGUAGUCGAAUUCCUUAAAUCUCACCAUUUUAAGGAUGCCCACAUCGCCAAAAUGGUCCAAAAGUGUCCUGCUGUCCUCCGCUGCAAAGUUGAGGACAAUCUGGAGCCCAAAUUUGACUUCUUCAUUAAAAAUGGAUUUGAGGGUCAGCUUCUGCCCCAAAUUCUGAUGUCAGAUCCGAGAAUUUUGGUAUGCAAAUUAGAUACUCGCAUUAAGCCAUGUUUAGAACUUUUGAAGCCAUUUCUUGGCAGUAAUGAGAAUAUCAUAGCUGUUCUUAAGCGUGCUUCGUGGUUAUUGACAUAUAGUUUCAAGUCAUGUGUGCAACCAAAUAUUGAUUUCCUGAUUAAAGAGGGGUUGCCUCUUGAUAAGAUGGCAAAACUGUUAAUGUCGUACCCAAGAACCAUACUAAUUAAGCAUGAUAGGAUGGUUUCUGCAGCAAAUUAUCUUAAGAAUUUGGGGCUUGAACCAAAGGCUCCUAUGUUUAUCCACGCUUUUAGGGUGAUGGUACAAUUGAGCGAACCAACUUGGAAGAAGAAAAUUGAGGCUUGGAAGAGCGCUGGCUGGAGCGAAGGGGAGAUUCUGGGGACUUUUAAGCGAUUCCCUUUUCUUUUAUCAUGUUCAGAGGAGAAAAUCAGUUGCAUGAUGGAUUUCUUCGUGAAUACAGUGAAGCUGGGACACCAGACUAUUACUGCAAAUCCCUCAAUUUUCAAGUAUUCGUUCGAUAAGAGGAUUUAUCCGAGGUAUAAUGUUUUGAAAGUUUUGGAGUCAAAGAAGCUAAUUAGAGUCAGGAAGACUGCAACUUUCUUAAAAAUAAGCGAGGAGAAGUUCUUGGAGAAUUAUAUUACCAAGUACGAGGGCAAAGUUCCUGGUUUAUUGGAGAUAUAUGGGAGCAUUAGAAAAACAAAGGGACUAUAACUUGAUGGCGAAAUACAGUUGAUUGUUCCAUGUUUUCCAAGGAGCUAGAUGGAGGUUCUUCAACAAGUAUUAGCGAGGGCAGAAAGCAAGUAUGUUGGUUUUGUUAUGGUGAGAAACUGCAUGGCCACUGGCAUUGUAGCUUUUAGGGAGCUGUUAUUCAUUGCAUAUGUGUGAUUUAGAAUCGUGUUAGAGAAGUCCUCUUUUUAUGAACACAUAGACACACAUAUAUACAUUUGUAAUUCAUAGGAAAUACAUUGAAUCUAAUACAAAAACUCGGCAUAAUAUUUAUGUGCUGAAUUCUCAUUUUCUUCUUCUUUUUA